Messenger RNA from Suillus plorans, 336 nucleotides. RefSeq lists its product as uncharacterized. The record is from RefSeq and is a predicted model, not a curated record. Gene Ontology annotation, cellular component: U1 snRNP; precatalytic spliceosome; U5 snRNP. The transcript is spliced from 6 exons. The coding region runs from base 1 to 336 and encodes 111 amino acids. Gene Ontology annotation, biological process: RNA splicing; spliceosomal snRNP assembly. Lineage: Eukaryota; Fungi; Basidiomycota; Agaricomycetes; Boletales; Suillaceae. Gene Ontology annotation, molecular function: RNA binding.
AUGAGUCAAUACGUGCAUGUACCAAAAUCAGAACUCGACGAAGCUCAGCUGCGCCAGCUGGAGGAGCACGAAAUCAGCCAGGGACCCCUUUCAGUUCUGCAACAGGCAGUCCGCAACCACGCCCAAGUCCUCAUCUCUUUGCGGAAUAACAAGAAGCUUCUCGCUCGUGUAAAGGCCUUUGAUCGCCACAGUAAUAUGGUACUUGAAAACGUCAAAGAGAUGUGGACCGAAGUCCCAAAGGGUAAGAACAAGAAGCCAGUCAACAAGGAUCGGUUUAUCAGUAAAAUGUUCUUGCGUGGAGACUCGGUAAUUCUUAUUCUGCGCAACCAAGCUUAG